Messenger RNA from Guillardia theta CCMP2712, 744 nucleotides. RefSeq lists its product as hypothetical. The annotation marks the transcript as partial. Lineage: Eukaryota; Cryptophyceae; Pyrenomonadales; Geminigeraceae. The transcript has a single exon. The record is from RefSeq and is a predicted model, not a curated record.
GGCCCUGGCCGGGGAAGCGGUGUCAAGGAAAUCACAUCGCAACAGGAACAGGAACAUUCUAAGGGCUUCUGUUUCCUUCGCCUCCUUCAGACCCUGUUCGCAUCAGGACAUACACUCGUUGGUCUACGGCAGACGACUGUGAGUUAAGUGCAAGACUCCAUCUCGUAUUCAAGGAAUCAAACUUGAAGAUGUUACAGUAACGCCAUUUGUCCAAGUUGGUCACUAACAAUAAAGACAUCAGAAUUGUUCGCCUUGUCGCCGCAUGAAAGGAUCGAGCCGGUCUGACAUUAAUAGAGAUGCAUCCAGCAGCAAGGUCCACCAUCAAGUUUGUUGAUGAGCAUGCGAUUCAGUUCAAGAGGCCGAACCUUGGAGAAUUGGAUUCGUCGGAACAGAAUCUGCCUCAGCCGUCAAUUACACCUGCCAAACCGGAGAGUCAAGCACCGAUCGACACUGCACCAGAAAGACAUUUGGUCGGGGAUUCUACAUUGUUGAACAACAUUUUGAGAGUGCAAGCCAAGAAAUCUGCUGGCAGAAAUGAUUGAAAGGGACUAAGAAUUUCUGCACACAUUCAGGUUUUUUCCACUAUGUGGCACAGCAACCGCAUGUAAGUGGGCACAUUGGAAGACUUUUAUCCUUCAAAUACAAUCUGUAAAGAUCUCGUGCUUUAAUGUCGUGAAGACAUAAAAUACAAAAAAAAAUACUCAAGACCACGAGCAAGGCCAAUUUCAUAAAGAAGGUUUCUAA